AUGCAGCAGCAGCAGCAGCAGCAGCAGCUGCCCAUAGGUGGGCCUGUGAAUGUCUCGUGCCCCCCGCUUGCUGCUGCAGAGCUGAGCAGCAGCAGCAGCAGCAGCAGCAGCAAUGGGCUUCCUUCUUCAGCCCCUUCAGUACCCCCAGCAGCAGCAGCAGGAGCAGCAGCAGCAGCUGCUGCUGCUGCUGUUCCUUAUAAACCAAACGAUAUAUCUAUUGCUGCAGCAGGCAUGGGCCUCGAAGCAGGCAGCAGCAGCAGCAGCAAGCCCUCUGUUGAGGGUUUAGCAGCACUAUCAUCUGCUGCAGCAGAAGUUGGUGAUUCAGCUGCUUCUGCUGCUGCUGCUGCAGCAGCAGCAGCAGCAGCAGCUGCUGGUACUACUGGCACUGCUGCAGCAGCUGCUGGUGGCCCCCCUGCUGCUGCUGCUGCUGAUGUGUUGGGCUCUGGUUCCUGCUGUCUUGCUGCUGCAGCAGCAGACAACGCAGACAGAGAUGAUGGGGGGCUGCUGCCGGAGUCCUUCUUCGACCCUGCUGCUGCUAGCAGCCCUUCUGCUGCUUCAGAUAUGCAGCAGGGGGCGCAGCUAGCUGGGUUUAUAUCUCAUGGUUAUAGUCACGUCCUGCAGCAGCAGCAGCAGCAGCAAACGUACCCGCAGGCACAGCAGCAGCAGCAGCAGCAGCAGCAGCGGGCUCAGGGGGAUCCUUCUCUACCGGCACGAGGCAGCAGCCGCGACGUGGAGCAGCAGCAGCAGCAGCAGGAGCAGCAGCAGCAGCAGCAGCGGGACGAGAUGCAGCAAGAUGAAGAGGGGGGCAGUGCAGCAGAAGAAGAAGAGAGAGGAGACAGCAGCUCUUGCACGGCCUCAACUGUCCCCUCUGGCUCAGCAGCAGCAGCAGCAGCAGCAGCAGCACAGCAGCAGCAGCAGCAGCAGCAUCAACGUCUUCGGGGCACAGCAGCAGCAGCAGCAGCAGCAGCAGGAGACGAAACUCCUUCAUCUUCCUCUUCUUCUAGCAGCAGCAGCAGCAACCAUCACCACCACCACCACCACAGCAGCAGCAACAGCAGCAACAGCAGCAGCAACAGCAGCAGCAGCAGCAACAUACAUCCUUUUGUCUAUCAACGCAGCAGCUUGUCUCUGCGGCUAGCAGACAUAGCACAGCAGCAGCAGCAGCAGCAGCAGCAGCGGGCUCAGGGGGAUCCUUCUCUACGGGCACGAGGCAGCAGCCGCGACGUGGAGCAGCAGCAGCAGCAGCAGGAGCAGCAGCAGCAGCAGCAGCAGCAGGGGACGAGAUGCAGCAAGAUGAAGAGGGGGGCAGUGCAGCAGAAGAAGAAGAGUGACGAGAUGCAGCAAGAUGAAGAGGGGGGCAGUGCAGCAGAAGAAGAGGAGAGAGGAGACAGCAGCUCUUGCACGGGCUCAACUGUCCCCUCUGGCCCAGCAGCAGCAGCAGCAGCAGCAGCAGCAGCAGCACAGCAGCAGCAGCAGCAGCAGCAUCAACACAAAGAAAAGAAAGGAGACAGUGGGGUGAUCGUGGGGUAUCUCCUCGUGCAGCAACAGCAGCAGCAGCAACAGCAGCAGCAGCAGCAGCAGCAGCAGCAGGAGACGAAACCCCUUCAUCUUCCUCUUCUUCUUCUAGCAGCAGCAGCAACCAUCACCACCACCACAGCAGCAGCAACAGCAGCAACAGCAGCAGCAACAGCAGCAGCAGCAGCAACAUACACCCUUUUGUCUAUCAACGCAGCAGCUUGUCUCUGCGGCUAG
Molecule: messenger RNA, 1752 nt
Organism: Eimeria mitis
Lineage: Eukaryota; Apicomplexa; Conoidasida; Eucoccidiorida; Eimeriidae
Exons: 7
Coding region: 1-1752 (583 amino acids)
Source: RefSeq, a predicted model, not a curated record